Messenger RNA from Oryzias latipes (Japanese medaka), 5625 nucleotides. RefSeq names its product EGF-like and EMI domain containing 1 (gene egfem1). Gene Ontology annotation, molecular function: scavenger receptor activity; calcium ion binding; protein binding. The record is from RefSeq and is a predicted model, not a curated record. Lineage: Eukaryota; Metazoa; Chordata; Actinopteri; Beloniformes; Adrianichthyidae. Gene Ontology annotation, biological process: heterophilic cell-cell adhesion.
GUUUUUUCUAGUGGUACUUCUUUGAAUUUUACGUUUGAAGGUUUUCUAUAACUAUCACAAAGUUUUUUUUUUGUUCUAUUUUUUUUUAUUUAAACCCGUAAGUAAUUUCUUGAACAGGUUAAAAGUACGUUGCCUGCAUUUGCUCGGGACCGACAUAGCCUCGCAGUGACUGUGGGUGGUGUAUGGUGGUGCAUCUGCACGAAGGCUUUUCAAAGGCUAGUAAGUCCACUCUCCUCUUUCAAGUCAGUAGCUGGGACGGGGAAUCAAUAGGAAAAGCAUUGGGAAUUUCCCCCAGAUGUAUAUCUGAUGAAUAUCCUCUAAGCCAGAACUAAAGCACAGGACACUUCCAUGAAUCUCAAGAUGCUUGUCGUUUAGGGCAUGUGAGUGGAAGCGACGCUGAAUCCUCUUGGAAUUAUGUUUCAGAAUAUUUUUGUCUUUUGUGUAAAUGUCUUCUGCCUUAUUUACACGGCAUCAUCUCUGCAGCUGCAACAUAGCAUGCCAAAUGUUUGCACUGACCAGAAGAUGUUCGUGCUGGGGAAACGUCAGCCAUGUGUCCAUGCUUUUACCCACAUGGUGAAGGUGUGGAAGCAGGGCUGCACAAGCCAUCUAUGGUGUUCAAGAUAUGAAAGGAGGACAGCAUACUACAUGACCUAUCAGCAGGUGUAUGGUAUGGUUUUGCACACAGUCUAUGAGUGCUGUCCUGGCUGGACUCAGAAGGACGAUGAGAUGGGCUGCUUUCAUAGAAUGCGCAAUGGAGACUCUUGUCACAAUGGAGGAAGAUUUGCAGAAACCGGGGAUCGGAUUUGUCUUUGUCCUUCAGGAUUUAAAGGGACGUAUUGCCAGUAUGAUGUGAACGAGUGUGAAUUUAAUAAAGGAGGUUGUGAGGGACAGUGCUGCAACACCAUUGGUAGCUAUUAUUGCAAGUGUUCUGAAGGGAGCAGACUGGGGUCAGAUGGCAGGAGCUGUGAUGAUGUAAAUGAGUGUGAGGAGUUCAAUGGAGGAUGCCAGCAAACGUGCAUCAACACAGCAGGUUCUUAUCACUGCGAAUGCAGCAAAGGAUUCCGCAUGCACACAGAUGGCCGGACCUGCAUCGCUCUGAAUUCUUGCUCCAUCCUGAAUGGUGGAUGUGAGCACAAGUGUGUUGACAUGGGACCCAAUCAUUACAAAUGCGAAUGUCAGAGGAACUAUAAGCUGAAGAGAGAUGGGAGACACUGUGAACUGAGGAACCCCUGUCAGGACAACAAUGGAGGCUGUGCCCAGCUCUGUCAUUUCAAUGUUGGCCAUGCAAGCUGCAGCUGCCAGUCUGGUUUCAGAUUGGCCAGAGAUGGCAGAAACUGUGCAGACAUCGAUGAGUGCAGCUCUGGUUCAGCCAGAUGUUCUCAUGGUUGCGUCAACACGGUGGGAUCCUUCAGAUGUGUAUGUCAUCCCGGAUUUGAGCUUGGUGCUGGUGGCAAGCAGUGCUACCGCAUUGAGAUGGAGAUUGUGAAUAGCUGUGAGAAGAACAAUGGAGGGUGCUCCCAUCAUUGUGAGCAUACCACCGGUGGUCCCCUCUGCUCCUGCAACCAUGGCUACCAGCUGAGCCACGACAGGAAGACCUGCAUAGAUAGCGAUGAGUGUGCCAGUGAGGAGUCCUGCUGCACCCACGUCUGUAGAAACUACCCCGGUGGCUACGACUGCAGCUGCAGAGCUGGCCUCACACUGAACCCAGACGGCUGCGGAUGUGAUGACGUUGAUGAGUGUCUGGCAGAAACAUCUGGCUGCGAGCAUUACUGCGUCAACACCUUAGGAUCAUACAAGUGUUUUUGUCCAAAAGGCUUCCGCUUGAACCAUGACAAGCAUUCCUGCAUCUCGCUGAAUGGAGAAGAAGAACUGGAAGAAGAAGAGGAGGAAGACAAGGAUGAGAAGCAGCUAGAACUUAGUCGGUUUCAAGAUUUGCUGCUUCAUGGGAAUCCUCAGCUCAUGCACUACACGUCAGCCCUGCGCUCCCAUCCCAGUGUCUAUGAUGCUGGUGUUCGUGACAGUAAAGAAGAUGUAGAGAUGCAGAGAGGACCCAGAGGAGAGCUGAUGCUGGAUAGUCACAUAGUGUGUCUAGGGGGCUUCUUUGGGGAUGACUGCACUUUAAGCUGUAAAGAUUGUGUGAAUGGAGAGUGCACAGAAAGCAAAGAUCGAUGUCAUUGCUCACCUGGCUGGACUGGGAUUAUCUGCAAUAAAACAUGUCCAAAGGGAACCUAUGGGCAGGCCUGUAUCAGUUUAUGCCUCUGUCAGAAUGGAGGCUCAUGUGACCCUGUGACCGGGAGGUGUUUGUGCCCCCCUGGGGUUGAAGGACGGUUCUGUGAGGAGGGUUGUCCAAGGGGCUAUUUUGGGCAGCACUGCAAAGCAAAGUGCAAAUGCCCCAACAAUGGACCUUGCCACCGGUUACAUGGAGCUUGCCUCUGCUCCCCUGGGUUUUACGGUCGUUUUUGCCAUCUUGUUUGUCCUAGGUGGACUCACGGAGCCGGCUGCUCCAAGGAAUGCGACUGUGAUCGAGAACAUUCUGCUGGCUGUGACCCGAAAACGGGGAGCUGUUUCUGUAAGGCUGAAUUCCAAGGCCCACAGUGUGACAGAGCUUGUGGUCCAGGCUUCUUUGGUGCUGGCUGUGAGCAGACAUGUGACUGUCCAGGCGGAGGGUCAUGUGACCCCACAACUGGAGCGUGCAUCCAGAGGUGUCCUGCAGGCUUUCAUGGGGAUCGGUGCAAACUAACCUGUCAAAUGGGAAACUACGGAGAAAACUGUGGCCUGACUUGUGAGUGCAGUGGAGCUCCGUGUGACCACAUAACCGGACAGUGUCUCUGUCCUGCUGGGAAGACGGGAAGCUCAUGCCAGGAAGACUGCCCUGAUGGAUUCUGGGGGUUGAAGUGCCAUUAUUCGUGUCCUAUUUGCGAGAACAGCAGCUCCUGCAACAAGAAAACUGGUUUGUGUGACUGCAAGUCAGGAUUCAUGGGAAAACGCUGCCAAAAAGAGUGUCCAGCAGGUUACUAUGGCCCAGGCUGCAUGAAUCCCUGUUACUGCCCCCCUGAUUCCAGAUGUGAUGCACAGAAUGGACACUGCCACUGCCCUCCAGGCAAACGAGGCCAUGACUGUGUAACAUUGUGUGAACCUGGAUUCUGGGGUCAAAGCUGUGUGAAUAGAUGCCAGUGCCAGGGUCCCUCUGUGGGCUGUGAUCCAGUGGACGGCCGGUGUGUGUGUGAAGCAGGAUACAGCGGAGACCUCUGUGAAAAGAGUUGUGUGAAUGGCAGUUAUGGUCCAGGCUGUUCUCAGCGGUGCCAGUGUCAGAACGGAGCGCUCUGUGACCAUGUCAGCGGAGCCUGCACAUGCUCCCCUGGAUUCACUGGAACAUUCUGUGAAAGAAUUUGCCCGGACGGCUUUUACGGUCUUGACUGUGGCCAGAUGUGCGAGUGCAGGAAUGGUGCCCGCUGCCACCACAUCACAGGAGCCUGCCUGUGCACCGCUGGCUGGGCAGGACCACACUGCAUUCUGGUCUGUCUCGCUGGCACGUUUGGACAGAACUGCAGCCGGCUUUGCCAGUGCACUGAACUCCAUGACUGGUGCCAUCCAGUGACGGGCACAUGCAGCUGCUCACCUGGAUAUUAUGGGAAACGCUGUGAACUUCGAUGCCCAGCGGGUUCUUUUGGACCAGGCUGUAAGUCCAGAUGCAGUUGCAUCAAUGGAGGCUCUUGUGACUCGAGGACCGGGGCUUGUUACUGCUCCCCUGGUUACAUUGGAGCUUACUGCAGCAGAAGGUGUCCUCAGGGAUAUUAUGGGAGGAACUGUGUCAAGCAGUGCUUCUGUGGAGAAGGUGGGCAGUGCAACCCAGCAACGGGGAGGUGUAUUUGCGGCCCCGGCAGGAUGGGGAUGACCUGCCAACAAGCAUGUCCGAGGGGACGCUACGGCCCGCAGUGCAGGAACGCCUGCAGCUGUCAGAACGGGGCUUUAUGUGAUCCUGUUGAUGGCUCUUGUAAGUGCGGACUGGGCUGGAUUGGACCUCGCUGCGACACAGCCUGUUCGCAGGGCAAGUAUGGGCUGAAUUGUGCAGAAGACUGUCAAUGCCUCAACAAUGGGACCUGUGAUCGUUUUACAGGCAGCUGCAGCUGCGCUGCUGGGUACUAUGGCUUCACCUGUCAACACACGUGUCCUUCAGGAUAUCAUGGAGUGAACUGUUCCCAUGCAUGUUACUGCAAGACGGGGCAAGAUUGUGACCAUGUGACAGGAAAAUGCAUCUGUGCACCAGGCUACCAUGGCCCACAGUGUCAAAGAAGGUGUGAAGCUGGCAGGUUUGGAGCGGGCUGUGCUCAGUUGUGCGACUGUGCUGAUGAGGCUCCAUGUGACCCACAAACGGGACGGUGCCUGUGCCCCCCUGGACGGACAGGACAACGAUGUGAAAAACACUGCAAUGGAGACCAUUUUGGACCGGACUGCUCCCUACAGUGUCACUGUUCCCACAGCGCUCGCUGUGACGGGGUUAGUGGCAGAUGCAUGUGUCCGCUCAAUUGGAUUGGCCCAGUUUGUACUGAAGCAUUUCCACACCAAAUUUCAGGGGCAGCCAGAUUUUCUGAAAGUCGCAGACGAAGAAGAGGAGGCAGCAAGGCCCCAUGACUCAAGCAAAGGUGCAAACUCCUGAAAAGUAGGACCUGGGUUGGCAAAGCAUCACUCUAAUUAACCUCGGAAAGCUGAUGUUGGUCUGUGGAGCGGGUGCUCAGCGUUCAGACUGGCACUCAAUCACUUAGCUGGAAGGAAGGUCUAGACAAUCAAGCACAGGACCAGGCAUGUGAGACUUCUUCAAAGGACCAAAAACUCAAAGCUCACCCAGUCUGUUGAAGAUUUAAAGGCCAAAGUUGCUCCGGCUUUCUAGAAAUGGAGACACUCGCCUCACAAUUGUUACUGUUCUUGAUUUAAAAGGGAUCAUUUUUGAUACUUGACAGGUUUGUAAGAGUUCAGGCUCUUAAAAGCAUGCUGACAAAACCUGUGACCCAGAGUGACCACUACCAGAAUGUGGUUUUAUAGACAGACUAAAAGAAAAUUUACUGGAGAAAAAAUAGCAGCUUGUGUUUCACUGAACAUUUUAUUUUUUUGGGGAAACUAAACAGGAAAAGUUGUGAAAUUGUGGUUAACAUAAGCAAAGUUUCUAUUCAGCAGAAGAAAACUUUUGCUAAUAUGAGCCUUAGAACUUUAAUUGAGAAUUACAUUUUCAUGCAUGUGACAUUUACAUGUUAAUUUAUAGAGGUUAAGGAUUUUUUAUUUUUAUUUAAGAUAUCGUUUUUAACAAUUUGUAUCUCUGAACUCUUCUCUUUGCUCAGCCUGAAACGGUUUUCUGCAUUCGUGUUUCAAGACUUCUGAUUCUUAAAUGUAUUCCUACUCAUCCUUAAACGUUUACUGUUACGCUGCAUUCCAGCAACCGUUUUGCUCAGGUCUGUUCCCUUUAUCAUCAUGGCCUGGAAAGUUUGUGGCAUUUCUGGUGCAAAAGUAACUAAAACCUUUUUUUGUAAAACUGGAAGCAAUAAAUUCUAAAUGUUAAAGAUGUGUUUCAAGUGUUUGGGCAGGCCUACAUUUUCAUUUCCAUGUUUGUAAGAGUAAAUAAUAAUAAAUGAA